AUGAAGCUCACCGUCAAGACUUUGAAAGGCAGCCAUUUCGAAAUCAGGGUUCAACCCUCAGACACCAUUAUGGCGGUCAAGAAAAAUAUUGAAGAUGUACAAGGCAAAGAUAAUUACCCAUGUGGUCAGCAACUGCUGAUUCACAAUGGCAAGGUUUUGAAAGAUGAAACUACAUUAACCGACAAUAAGGUCUCUGAGGAUGGAUUUCUUGUUGUCAUGCUUAGUAAGAGUAAAACCUUGGGAUCUGCUGGCACUUCAUCAAAUCAGGCAUCUGGUGAUUGGACAUGUGUAUCUGCAAACAACAAUGUAGCUGCCACAGAUGUCACAACUACAAAUGUGACUACAGAUACUUAUGGCCAGGCUGCUUCAAAUUUAGUUGCUGGUAGUAAUCUUGAGCAGACUAUUCAGCAAAUUAUGGACAUGGGUGGUGGCAGUUGGGACAGAGAUACAGUUAGUCGUGCUCUCCGAGCAGCUUACAAUAACCCAGAGCGUGCUGUGGACUACCUGUAUUCUGGAAUUCCUGAAGCAGCAGAAAUUGCUGUGCCUGCUGCUCCUUACCCAAUUAGUCAGACAACUGAAACAGGUGGGGUCAACGCGGGAGCUAUUCCUGGGGUCCCUAACUCGUCUCCCUUGAAUAUGUUUCCACAGGAGACAAUUUCUGGUGUUGGAGCUGGAAUUGGGUCACUUGACUUUCUUAGAAACAAUCCCCAGUUUCAAGCACUGCGAACAAUGGUACAAUCCAAUCCACAAAUUCUGCAGCCUGUACUUCAGGAACUUGGAAAGCAGAAUCCUGGUCUCUUAAGACUAAUUCAAGAGCAUAAUGCUGAGUUCCUCCAGUUGAUUAACGAACCUGUUGAGGGUUCAGAAGGUGAUAUAUUUGAUCAAGCUGAGCAAGACAUGCCUCAUGCUAUCAAUGUGACGCAGGCAGAGCAGGAGGCAAUUGGAAGGCUUGAAGCAAUGGGAUUUGACAGAGCCUCAGUCAUAGAGGCAUUUUUAGCAUGUGAUCGUGACGAGCAAUUGGCAGCGAACUACUUAUUGGAAAAUGCUGGAGAUUUUGAGGAUUAA
Molecule: messenger RNA, 1065 nt
Organism: Sphenostylis stenocarpa
Lineage: Eukaryota; Viridiplantae; Streptophyta; Magnoliopsida; Fabales; Fabaceae
Source: the annotation of a GenBank genome assembly